This is a messenger RNA of Closterium sp. NIES-65, 4716 nucleotides long. The record is from the annotation of a GenBank genome assembly. Lineage: Eukaryota; Viridiplantae; Streptophyta; Zygnematophyceae; Desmidiales; Closteriaceae.
AUGGCAUCCGCAGUGUCUAGCAUCCCAUCGGCCCAGGCCGCUGCCGUCACAAAUGCCGUGUCCGCAUCUUCACGCAAGUCUGCAUCAACGAAUGCUGUCUCGUUCACAUCCACCUUCCUUCACUCGUCAAAGCCGAUCACGUCCGUCCGUUCUUGCAAGCCAUGCGUUUCUCGCAAGGGAGUUUCCGUACGUGCCAUGGUGGCUUCGACCGACGCUGUUUCCUUCUCAGCCAAGGAGAUGGAGCGAGUUGCAGCGAAGGAGGCUCUCCUUCUCGCGGUGAAGGACGCGGGUGGCGCGGAGGCCCUUAGCACAGGCAAAGGCAAUGCGGCUGGGAAGAUUGAGGUUAGCGAGAAGUUGCUGCAGCUGGAACGACUCAACCCCACUCCACGACCCACUACGUCGCCUCUUUUGGAAGGCACGUGGGACAUCGUGUGGGCAGCCACUCGCAACCCAGGUGUCAUCGCCACCCGAGUGCUGCUCAAGCGGUUUCCCACGCAAGUGGCGUCACUGGAGUCACUGCAAGUGCAGAUUUUGGAGGGCUCCACCAAAGUGACGGCUGGCCUGAAGUUCCUCACCGCGGCUGAGACUUCAAUCACGGUGACAACUCGUCUUGCCGUCGAAGGCCCUGUCAGAAUCAAGGAAGAGUACGCCGAAGCUGUGGUGGCUACCCCUGUGGUGCCGGAUGGCAGCGUCCCUUCAGCCCUCAAAGGUGUCUUUGAUCAGCUAGCUUCUGCUAGUCAAUCACUCCCUGCUGCUCUGAAGGAUUCUCUCUCCUCGGGCCUCAAGCUCCCUCUCAAUGGCAGAUAUCAGAGGGAGCUGAUUAUUUCGUACCUUGAUGAUGAGAUACUGGUCCGCGGACAACGGCUGAAGCACCAAAUACUGCAUUCGUCUACCGCUCCCUCUCUUCCGCCUCUGGAUUCCUCCACGCAUUCGUCUAACAAUACGAAGACUCCCUUGACUAGCGCUGGGUCGAUAGCAGGGAUGGGACACGAAGGAGCAUGCGUAUCACUCUCGCUAACGCCGGCCACGGCGUACUGCAUAGGCGUAGGUCCGGGUCUGUUGGCGUCAAAGGAAUCGCACGGGGACUUACCCCCUCUAGGCGUGACCAUGGGCGUGGUGAUGGAGAAGGACAUGCACGGCGAGCUGAUGGGUAUCUUCAGCGCUGCUCGCAGCGUUAUCCGGGCGAGGGGAGUUCUGGGAUUGUACCUGGGGUUCGUCCUCCAGGCGUGCAAGGAGAUGCUGGGCAACGUCGCCUUGUUCGCCACAUAUGAUGUCGCUCUCGCGCUCUUCAGUGGCACCAGCCUCGUGCCUGGGGGGGGUGCGCAUGGAGCACACAUGCACGCCGGCCAGUCGUGGAUGGCGAUCUGGCCUGCAGGAAGCCUUGCGGGGAUGGCCUAUUAUCUGAGCUCUAUAGAGGUGUCUCUGCUUGCCUCGCUCGAGCCAUUCCGGGUUGUGCUGCGUUGCAUCAAGGACAAGCGCAGUCUGUCGCAGCUGUUGCAGCGCGCUAAAGACGCCGUCAUUCAUGACGCAGCCAGGAAUGUCAACGCGGCCGCAGCUGGAGCCGCCGGUUCUUCGUUCGUUUCCGGAGCCGCGCAAGCGUCAUCCUUCCACCAUGCCGCUUCGGGAUCGCCGCAUGUCGCGGGUGGGUUCGCCGGAUCGUCUUCAGCCCUUCACGCUGCUGCCGCGGCGCUCAACCCCCUUGAGGUGCUGCCGGCGCAACUGGCGUGGCUGAAGCAGGCUCACAUAGAGGCCCAGCGGUUCACGCUCUCUCAAGUGCACGCGAACAAAGUGGAAGGCCAGGGGCACGGGGGAGGGCAGCAGGAAGGGCAGCAGGGAGGGCAGCAGGGACAGCAGGGAGGGGGUAAUAGUGGUGAGGAGGUGGGCAGGAGAGAGCAUGGUGCAGGUCAGCAGAGAAGCGAUUGCGCGAACGAUGGGAGAGGGGGCGUGGCACAGCAGGAAGUUUCGGGCCUGCCGAGUGUAGAUGCACACAAACAGCAGCAGCAGCAGCAGCAGCAGCAGAGUGCGAGCAUGUCGAUGCAGCUAGCCAACUUGCGAUCGCAAGUGGGGCUUCAGCCCGGGUCGUUGCUCGCCCAAGCACUCAAGCUCUCUCACCAGCCUUCCUUCGCAGCCGUCUCCAAUCUCCCGCUCUUCUCUAAUUUCCGCUCCGUCACCGCCCCUCACUCCUCCUCUGCACCCGCCACCGAGCCCCAUGCAUCAUCACCCCACGCAGCUACCCUGUCCUCUACGAGCACUGUAGCUGCUGCUGCCGCUGCUGCACCUGCAGGUGCUACAGUGUCAGCUCCCAAUUCAUCUAGCCCUGCCUGGAGCGAGCCGGCGUUCCCCACUGUGCAGUCGGGGGAGGUGACGGACCGCUUCUCCUCCUUCAGCGAUACGCAGUUCGCCUCUGCUGCUGAAAUCGGUGCCACCUCAUCCACGGCUGCUGCUGGCAUGAUGGCGGCGGCUGCAUCGGUUGGCCUCGAUGCUGGUCGCAGUAGUGCUGUUGUUGCUGGUGGCAGCGCUUUUGGUGGUAGUAGUGUUGGUGGUGGCUUGAACAGUACUUUGCCUGGGGGCAAUGACAGUGGGAGGGAGGGUGGUUCGUUCACCAAUGUUCUUCGGAUGUCCUCAGCUGCUUUUCAGCACCAGCAACAGCAGCAGAUGCUGCUGCGACAGCAGUGGAGUGGGCAAGCGGGUGGAGGGCAAGAGAAUACUGCAGUGAAUGCAGAGGCCUCCGUGCAUAUGUGGAGGCCAAGGGAAGACACGAGUUGGUUCCAGCAGCUGGGGCAGUCAGGAGCACUUGAGAAGCUUGCUGGAGGCAUCGGUGGAGAGGGCGGGGAGUCGGAAAAGUCUGCAGCAGCACCGGCUGCAGGAGGGGGAGCAGGAGCAGCAGUAGCGGAAAAUCAAGGGUUUGAACGUGGAGGAGGAAUGCUAUUGCUGGCAGAGCCUGCGACUGGCAAUGCAAGGAGGCAUGAUGUCCAGAGAGAGCAUCAGCAGGAGAAGCUUCAGUCUGACGGCAUAAGGCAUGACCACCCUGUGGAUGCAAGCAACCCUCCUCCAUUGCAGGAGCAGCAACAAGAGCAGAAUGAUGGGUGUGGUGGGACUCAGCAAAUGGGCCAACGGGUUUCCAUGCUGGGGUUGCAGCAAUCUCGCAGGUCAGAUGCAGUUUUGGAAGCCCUCACAUCGGGGUCGCAGUCGUGGGUGGGUCAGGCUGGGCGCUGGGUGGAUGAGCAUCAAAUGCAGUGGAGGAUGCAGAAGGCAGGGGAAAAUGCAGCUAUGGGUGUGGGAAUGGGUCAGGCGGAGCAAGAAGCUACACAUGCGGAUAAUCUGGCAGAGGCGGAGAUUCUUCGAGCAUUACAUGCAGAGAUGGAGUCAGAGGAGGUGUUGCGCGAGUACAAGCAGGAGCUGCAGGAGUUCGGCGAGGGGCUCAAGAAGGAGACGGAGGAGCUGGUGGAAACCACCGCCACCACCGUCAGCGACCUGCCUUCCUCACUCGAGUCCGGCGCCCAAGCGGCUCAGAGUUCGUUGGAGGGCGUGGGCCACACAAUUGAGGAGUUCGGCUCGUCUUUAUGGAAAGGCACAACGGAGAUCCUGGCAUCAGUGAAGGAGGCAGUGGCGAUGGUGGAGGAGGAGGUGGCUGCCAACGCUGCUGGCGCCCGCCCCCGCGCGCCUUCCGCUGCUGCUGGGCUCGCCUCCGCCAUCCCCAGAGGCAAGUACAGCCGCUACGAAGCACUUGUGAGCGCCAUGCAGAGGGACAGCAGCACGUACUGUGACGAGCCAGAGGACACAGAUGACUUUGCCAAGUGGGUCGAAUCUUUCGACCUCAAAAACAGGGAGGCGGACGUGGAGGCAGUGCUUAAGGACAAUGCAUUCAUGCAGGAGCUGCAGUCACGCAUUGUGCCGUUGAUCGUGGAGCGCGAGACCUUCUGGACGCGCUACUUCUACCGCCUCUACCGCCUGCAACAGGCCGAGGACGCCCGCGCCGACCUUGUCAAGAGGGCGACAACAUCAGAGGAGGAGGACCUGAGCUGGGAUGUGGACGAUGAUGCAGAUGACGCUCAGAGCAGCCCUGCAGCCGCCCACCAUGGCGCUGCGGGUAAAAGUGAAGCUGCUGAUGCGGAUGCAGCUGCUGCUGCUGGAGUCACUGCGGCUGAUGAUGCUGGUGCUGGUGCUGCUGCUGCUGUUGAUGGCAAUGGCCCUGCUGAUGCCUCGCCUUCUGAUAUACCAGAGGAGGCAACGGCAAAGGUCCCAGCGGAGGAAGAAGCAGCUGCUGGGAUGGAGAAGCGGGCACAGAGGAUUGGGGAAGCAAAAGAUGCAGGAGCAGGGGAGGGCGAGAAGGAGAGAGAUGCAUCAAGUCCAGCUGCGACAUCGCCGCAACCAGAACCAAGUAAUCGCAGCAACAGCAGUGACAGCUCAGCAGGCAGUGAGUGGCAAGUUGUGUCUAAAGAUGAUGCUUCUAAGGAGGACGGAUUGAAGGCAUCACAACCCUCUGCUGCUGCUCUUACUACAGCAGCUGAGGCGGCUGCCGCUCCUGCUUCUGACGUGUCAGAACCUGCAGCUCUGGUCUCCCAGCCUGCUGCUGAGCCUACAGUUGCCAGCGGUUCAAAUACAACAAGUGCGGACGGCGAAGGGGCGAAGGAAGAAGGAAACGAGAAAAAGAAUGAGGCAGAGGCGAGGGGAGGGAAGGGCAAGAAGGAAGGUGGAGUUGAAGAGGAGGAUGAG